GAUCAUCUACCUCUCAUAUAAAUAGAUUUCACAGUGAGCUCACCUUAGCACACACACACACACACACACACGCAUACAUAUAGAUCUGUGCUGAUCUCAGAUGGCCAACCUGUCAAGGCCUAUACACAAAAGAACGCCCUUGACAUCAUCACCACAGCCACUGGAUGGGAAUUGCAGCUGAAUUGUGUGCUUAAUAUUUGUUGCUUAGCUCCACUGUGUGUGUUUACUCGCAAAGCCAAGUUGCAGCAUCUUUUAUUUGCUAUUGAACGGAUUGUUUUUUGUAUGACUUUAUGCUGAAAUGCGUGUAUGUGUGUGCGCGAGUGUGUGUAUGUAUACAUGUGAACGCUGCUGUACUUGGAGGUGAUUGAUUUUCAGUGGUGCCCUGUCACAGUCCAGCCUCCUCACAGGCUCUCCUGGGAGAAAGAGAGGCUGUCAGAGCGGAUCCCCAGCUCUGCUCUUUUGAUGUUUAAUUAGUCAUUACGUCGCUGAACAGGAGGACAGACAGAGAUUAAUAGCACAGAAUAUCUGAAAAUUCUGCUGGUAAUGAUCCCGGCGGAGCAGAAACCAUUAGGAUGCAGAGAAGUGUGGAGCUCAGCUUGCGUUCACUUUGGCGGAGGGGGGGGUGUUUGGAGUUCAUUAAUAUGCAUAAAUCACUAAGUCAGAUGUUCUUUUGUAAAACCUUAGUGAAUUCACUCUUUUUUUUUUUUUUUGAAAAAUUAAGUCCUUGCUUGAAUUGCCUCAACUGGUACGAGACAAUUAUUUCUUUUUUAAUAAGCAACUGGUUUGCUUAACUCCAUCUUCCUUCUGUCGUUAUUAUUAUUAUUAAAUAAUAUUUCUUAUUUUGGUAAGGGAUCCUGAGACCGGCUUUACCCUUGAAUGCUUUGAAAAGCGUCACCUACGCUGCCGUUACUCAGAGAUCAAAUAUGGAACAGGCUGCGGAACAUGAAAGGCUGGCAUGUGUUUUGUUUCACGAUUUGUAUUUGAAAAGAAGUUUGUCAGAGCAUGGGGGGAGAGAAGCCUUCUCAGGCAGCGGCAGGAGCGUGUGCUGCCUUAUUCCUCUUAAGUAAGUGAUAUAUCUGAGGUCUUGUCAGACGGAGGAAGAGGAGGAGGGGGGGCAGCCAAAGAACACUUGCCUCGCGGGUUACAUCUCUUUGUUGUGUAAAUGGACGCUGGGCUUUUAUUUGCCACUACUUAACACAUGGGUGCAGGUGCGCUUGUGUGACUCAUAAGAGUACAAUCAAGCAGUACAAUGGCAGAGACAGAGAAACAGUGACAGAGCAUGGGAUAAAAUACAGCUUCUUCUUGUCACUCAGUGCUGCUCAGGCGAUAAAGAUGGGAGCUUGGCGGAUUAUCCCGGUUAGUCUUUGAUCCCAUUUGAAAGAAUAGAGAUGCCAAUGUUGAAUAAAAGGCUGUAGACCUUUUUUUGGAAAUGCUCCAUGGCUUGUCUCCUUUCAAUGGCGUUACCAUGUGCACCUUUUUCUUCUCACAUUGUUUUUGUUUUAUUGUUUUUUUUCCUCCUAUUCAACUAAGGUAUUGAAUAUAGACACACAUUUGAUUCCAUAUUUAUUCCAUACAUAUUUUGCUGUUAAGAUGCCUUUGCCUAAAUGAUGUUUUUUCUGACUUCUGAUUGGAUAAAAUGGCCCUAAAUGUGAGUGUGAAUGGUUGGUUGCCUAUAUGUGCCCUGUGAUUGACUGGCGACCAGUCAAAGGUGUGUUCCGCUUCUCGCCCAGUGUCAGCUCGAAUAGGCUCCAGCUGUGACCCUUAUGGUUUUGGCUAUAGUGCAACUUGUUGCCAUGGCGCAGUGUGUUAUAUGGGUAGAUAAAUACACUACAAACUUGUUUCCAUCAAGCAGUAUGUUUUGGUUCAGUUCAUCAGUUUGUGCGACUACAAGUUUUAAAGCGGACCUAUUAUGCUCAUUUUUCAGCUGACUCCUAUAGAGCAGCUACACACGAUAACCAGCACAGAAAGCGUUCUAGUUCUUCAAGUAUCUGCACCUAUUCAGCUGUAUUUCUUUGGAUUUCGUGGUUCCUGUGAAAACGGUCUGUUUUAAUGUAUUCCACCCACGACCCGCCUCCAGGCACUCUCACUCUGCUGUGGUUGGUCACACUGCCGAGUGUAUAGAAACACUUCCGGUUUGUGCCGCCAACUUUAUAUGAGUUGAUAAACGGCAAUUUAUAUUUUUAAAAUGUUCACUUUUAACAUACAGCCUUAUGUGUUGGAUCCCGAAUCCAAUCCGGAAGUGGAGACUGUACAGGCUGAAGAAAAGCGGUUACUUCAAGACAUCUCUCAAUGGACAGAGCAGUAACCCGUGGACUACCCAGGAGGUGCAGAGAGAUCUUGAUGGCUUGCAAAAUCAUGGCCACUGAGGGAUUCCAGUGGAUGUCGGACGAAAUACAUGAACCUUCGUGCUGAAUACAUAAAAGUGUACGCACCAUCUCCAAACUCAACAGAAGACUUCAACAGAGAUUCGCCCUCUUACUCUUCUCCCAAGCCCUCAAGCAGUAUGUUUGCCAGCACUUUCUUUGAUGGCACCCACAGUUCAUCUGACCCAUGGAACUCGACCAAUGGGAUUAGUCAGCCCAGCUAUGGAGGAAUGCUUGCAGGAUCCUCAUCUCACAUGCCACAGUCAGGAAACUACAGCAGCCUGCACUCGCAUGACCGUCUGAACUACCCAGCACACUCCGUUUCUCCAGACAUCAAUGGCAGCCUUCCUCCCAUGUCCAGCUUCCACAGAGGCAACACAACCACUUCACCAUUCGUAUCUGCAACACACACCCCGGCGGUCAACAACACAGAUGGGGUCAUGGCUGCUGCAAAUCGGGGGAACGCCACUGGAAGCUCACAGACUGGAGACGCACUUGGCAAAGCUUUAGCCUCGAUCUACUCACCCGACCACACGAGCAGUAGUUUUCCCUCCAACCCGUCGACACCUGUGGGUUCUCCUUCACCUCUCACAGCCACAGCAGGCGCUGGCUCAGCAGGGACUGUGGUCACGGCUGCCGGCAAUGCGUCUGGAAGGCCAGGUACCAACCAGUGGCCUCGUGCUGGUGGACAGACCCCAUCUUCUCCAAAUUAUGAGAAUUCGCUUCACUCACUGAAAAACAGAGUUCAUCAGCAGUUACAUGAGCAUCUUCAGGAUGCCAUGUCUUUCUUAAAGGAUGUCUGUGAGUCUCGAAUGGAGGAUCGCCUGGACCGACUGGAUGAUGCAAUCCUUGUACUGAGGAACCAUGCAGUGGGCUCCACCACUAGUCUAGCUAGUGACAUCCACAGUUUGCUAGGACAGGCACAAAACGGGCCAAUCUCAGCCAUCGGAGCAAGUUUCCCUGCGUCUGCGUUGGCUGCAAGUCGAACAGCUGCCAUGGGUUCUGCUCAUGCUGAUGACGCUGCUAGCCUGAACAGCCACGGAGGCCUGCCAAGCGCCGGUUCUACAUCCAGCACAGAACUCAACCAUCAAGUUGAAACGUUUAGAGGCUUGGCUGGACAAGUGGCCGCCGCGUUGGAGCUGAAGAUGGAGAAGCAGGACAAGGAUGACAUGAACGAUUGCCUCUCGGGUGAUGACAAGUCAGACGAUGAGAGUGACAAACGAGAUCUGAAAACACCUCGGGCUAGCACACGAACAAGCAUCACAGAGGACGAAGACCUGAAUCCAGAGCAGAAGGCAGAACGGGAAAGAGAGAGGAGGAUGGCCAACAAUGCUCGGGAACGCUUGCGAGUGCGAGACAUCAACGAGGCCUUCAAGGAGCUGGGUCGCAUGUGCCAGUUGCACCUGAAGAGCGAGAAACCUCAGACCAAACUGCUCAUCCUCCAUCAGGCCGUGGCCGUCAUUCUUAGCUUGGAGCAACAAGUCAGAGAGCGGAAUCUGAACCCCAAAGCGGCCUGCCUUAAGAGAAGAGAAGAGGAAAAAGUAUCUGCCGGCUCCGGUGAGGGCCAACAAGGUCACACGGGGGUCCACCCAGGUUUGACUGACACAUCCAAUCCCAUGGGCCACCUUUGAGGCGUUUGACAGACAGAUCAGAGAGAUCCCCAACAUUUAGUCCCGUCUGUGAGAUGGCGACCUGGCCUCCCAGUGAUGCAGGGGGGAGCUCAAGCUCUGUUAACACCACUUUGGAGGAGAAAAGACCACAGGAAGUGGAACCACAAGACUAUAACACAUAUCCAGUCCCGAGACUGACGAGGAGCCCAGCGGUCCAUGUGCAGAUUACUCCCCCCAAAUUAACCGCGCUGAACCUAGAGCACAUAUCACGCAUAUCUGCAUGGAGCGUGUUGCUUCUGAACAAUCAGAGACGUUGCAAUCUCCUCCGACUCCAAGCGGAAGUUGUCUCGUGCCUAAACUGAAUUGACGAAUGCAUUGUAACACCAACUUUUUUUUUUCUCUCUUUCUAUUUAUUAUCGUAAUGAGCUCAAAGUGUAUUGUCUAAAGGGAAAAUAUAUACAGUAGAAUUUCAUGCAGCCUUUCAGUUGACCUAUAGUUUGCCACUGUCGUUCUUAAAAACAGAGCACUUCAGCCUGGUAAGUCUAAAUGAGGGGGAAAUUUAAUUUAUUGUCUAUUUUAGAGGCAUGUUUAUACAAAAUGGAAAAUGAGCAAAACACUAAAGCACCCCGCCCAUCAAAAAAAAGAUAGCAUCUAUUUAUUUUUAUAUUUUCUUCCUUCUUCCACCUCACACAAGUUUGUUUGUUUAGUUUUAAUCAGGAUGUGUGUGUCGACUAUGCUGAUGGGACAAACCAAUGGCAAACUCUAGUUUUACUGAAAGCUCCCAUUUCAUUAUUUCAAAUUACGGAUUGUUUCCUUAGAUGAGGAAAAAAAAAAUACAAAUCUCAUCCGCAUUCCCUGCAUAUUUUUAGUGUCUUAACUAAAGGAAAAGGGGACUUCAUUGCCUUUGGCGUCCUUUGCCAUAGAGUGUUCUAUGUAAGAAGUGACAUAUUCAUGCAAAUCCUGUUACAGUAUGUUUAGUUGCUGAUAUAGUCCCAGCUUAUAGUUUUUGUUUCCAGCCGUCAAUUUACCAGAUUGCUUAAAAAACAAAAAAAACAAACGACGACCACUUUUUCUCCUGGCCUGAUUAUCUUUUUUCUUCAAACUUUAAAAAGCAGGUAUACAUUUGUGUUAUUGUUGUUUGCUUAUUUGUAAACAAGUCACUUCAUUCAGCUUCUAUCAUCGCAUAUAUUUUGCUACAUCCUAUAACAAUAAGACAGACUUGAUAUUUCACAAACGUUGCUGAAUUAUUUUUAAAAAAAAGGUCAUUUUUUUCAUUGUAAGCAAAUAAUGAACAAAGUAAGUCUUGUGUCUUUGGUUAUGGCUUUAUUUUUGUAUGUUUACUUAUACGUGUGCAUGUGUUAUUUUUCUUUGGUCUUAAGACUUUGCUUUAUAUUCCAAUUAGUUAAUUGUAUGUUUUGUUGUACCCGUCAUUAUGUACAUUGUAAACAAGGCCGCCACAUUCAGAAUGGAGCGCCGUAUUCUGUGCAAAAAGGGACUCAGUUUCAAAUCAAAGAUGCCACAGCAAAAGUUUACAUUUGGAAUCUAUUUGUAUUUGUGUGUCCACUCUCUGAAUGUGGCCUUGUUGUUCAUGACAGUAUUCACACAUGUGUAUUCAUCUUUAUGGACUUCCUGCUUCAUUUCCUUCAUUUGAUAUUUGCCACGUUAUACUUUGCUGUAUGCCCAGACACUUUCCCUUGUAUAAUAUAUGGAACGCAGAAAAUCAAAAGGAGGGGAAAAAAACCCAUUUGGCUUAUUUUUCACUGUAGUUAGUCUUUUAUACAAUAAUACCGUAAGAAUAUUUCUUGAACUCUAAAUAUUACUCUUUCUAGAUUUUUGAAAGCAAAAGUUUUGAGUAAAAAGUUUCUUACUUUAUUUUACUAUAUUAGAUAGUAAAAUGUACGGUUACUUACCAUGACGUCUUUGUUAUUACUGGAAAUUUCAAUCUGCUUCUCGGGAGCACAUGGCUGCUCGAAUGAUGGAGUCGUCGCUAAAAAAAAAAGGCCUCACUAUGAGCCCACCAUUCAUUUUACAAGUCUUAGUUGUUGAUUGAGAACCAUUUGUGUCAAAACUUAAAGGUGUUGUCAAUGCACAUCACAAAAAAUGAGGCAAUGAGAAUUUCAAUUUUCUGUCUUUUUUCAACAGAAAAAAACGUGUAUAUAACAUUUAUGUUGCAAUAAAUGUGCCAUCUUUUUUAAA
Doryrhamphus excisus (bluestripe pipefish) is the source of this 6169-nucleotide messenger RNA. The record is from RefSeq and is a predicted model, not a curated record. NCBI's taxonomy places the organism in Eukaryota, Metazoa, Chordata, Actinopteri, Syngnathiformes, Syngnathidae.